Myxocyprinus asiaticus (Chinese sucker) is the source of this 956-nucleotide messenger RNA. Its product is annotated as sorcin-like. NCBI's taxonomy places the organism in Eukaryota, Metazoa, Chordata, Actinopteri, Cypriniformes, Catostomidae. Gene Ontology annotation, molecular function: calcium ion binding. Bases 111 to 773 code for a protein of 220 amino acids. The record is from RefSeq and is a predicted model, not a curated record. The transcript is spliced from 8 exons.
UCUUUUCCGGUCACAGUCAAAGUACGGAAGUGUUCUGCACUGCCCGAAAACUUUCUCUACAAGACACAUUUUAAGUCGGUUUCUAGUCCUUAUACUUGCUGUCACAAAGUAUGGCAUUCCCAGGAUAUAACAGUUAUGGUGGUGCAAUGCCAGGAGUUCCUGCUCAGGGUAUGCCAAUGCCAGGAGCCCCUGCAGGAGUUCCUCCUGGAGGUGGUUUCCCAGCACAGCAAUAUGGGGGGUACCCAGGGGGUUUUCCUGGCCAACCUGCCCAAGAUCCAUUGUUGGGAUAUUUCACAGCCGUAGCUGGCCAGGAUGGUGAGAUUGAUGCUGAAGAACUCCAAAGAUGCCUUACCCAGACUGGAAUCAGUGGUUCCUACACUCCCUUCAGUUUGGAAACAUGCAGGAUUAUGAUCUCCAUGCUGGAUAGAGAUUACACAGGAAAGAUGGGUUUCAAUGAGUUUAAAGAACUGUUUGCAGUGCUAAAUGGCUGGAAGCAGAACUUCAUAAUGGUGGACAGGGACUGCAGUGGAACUGUGGAACCUCACGAGAUGUCCCAGUGUAUUGCAAACAUGGGGUAUAGAAUCAGCCCUCAGGCACUGGACUCUAUCAUCAAACGCUACAGCAAGUCAGGCAAGAUCUACUUCGAUGACUAUGUGGCAUGUUGUGUGAAGCUAAGAGCGCUAACAGACAACUUCAGGAGGAGAGACACAAUGCACCAGGGAAUGGUGAACUUUCAGUAUGAUGAUUUCAUCUUGUGUACCAUGUCUCUCUGAAGGAGUUUAAUGACGAGCAUGCACUCCAAGAAGAGCACUGAAUGACUGAAAAUCCAGAAAGAAAUAUAUACAGCUCUGGAAAAAAUUGAGAUCACUGCAAAAUGAUCAGUUUUUCUGGAUUUACUAUUUAUAGGUAUGUGUUUGAGUAAAAUGAACAUUUUUGUUUUAAAGUACUGACAACAU